Molecule: messenger RNA, 2819 nt
Organism: Setaria italica (foxtail millet)
Lineage: Eukaryota; Viridiplantae; Streptophyta; Magnoliopsida; Poales; Poaceae
Product: obtusifoliol 14-alpha demethylase
Exons: 2
Coding region: 1202-2683 (493 amino acids)
Molecular function (GO): iron ion binding; heme binding; oxidoreductase activity, acting on paired donors, with incorporation or reduction of molecular oxygen
Source: RefSeq, a predicted model, not a curated record
CGAUGGUUCCGCCAGGGGAGUAGGACGGCAAGCCCCAAGCGGGAGGAGGAGGAAUAUGGCGGUCUGUGGAUAGGAAUGAGGAUGACGGGUCACGAGUCAAAUGGAUAAGGAAGCUCGGAAGAAAAAGAAAGGGGCAGGAAAGUAGGAAAAGAGGGGGGAAAAGAAAAGAAAUAAGAAAAAAAGAGAAAAUGCAUUAAUUUUUUCAUUUCAUAUGAUAAAUCACACUACAAUUGAGGGAGAAUGGAUAAGGAGGAUGGGGAAAGGGAAGGAAAUGGAGUGAAGAAAUAAUGGGAAGAAAAGAGAAAAAGAAAAGGAAAAAUGAGAGGGGUAUUAUAGACAUUUCAUCGUCUUAUCCAUGUUACACAGCCAGGAGAAGCCGUUUUCCCAAUCAUUUUUUCAACCAGACAAGCCAAAGUCAAAAAAAGUUGCUUCAUCGGAGAAGCAACAGUCGCAGCCAUUUUAGCCACAGCCGCAGUCUUGCCAAACGAGUCCUGAGACUGCUAAAGUUCUGUAACCGUCUCUGCAUGAGAGCUCGAGGCAUGUCUAGGUUGUGUUACCAUCUCUAGGCCACUACGAACCAAGUUGAAACUGAGUCCAACUAGCUUUUGAGUUCGAGCACUGUGUCCAAGUCUAAAGCUAUGCCAGGAUAUCACAUAUCAGGCUGUGUGAAGACAUCAACUCUAGGGACAUCUUGAGAAAACAAGUUAAGCAGGAAAUUGUUGGAUAUUUAAUUUUUUUUCUUGGGUAUAAAAAGUAAAGUUGGGAUGCAUACAUGUCAGUGCUGGAACUCAGUAAUAGCUUCCUGUAGUUGUUACUUGAAUGAAUAAAACCUACACGGUUACAAGAGGAUGGUAGUGAGGACAACCUGUUUGGCUGUUUAGCUGUGGCCUGUGCUGCCACUGGAGUUUUCAGUUUAACUGAAAAGUUCAUAAUAGUUAUGCAUAGGGUGGUAAAGCGCAGCCAUAUAGAAAUAAACCCUACUUAGCUUAAGACGAGAUGAAAACAUAGUGCUUAUGUGUAAUUCAGUUUCUAUCUUAGUUGUUUUUGGUUUAGAAGUAUAUAAUUUAUAUAUGCACACCUCAUCUUCGUACUACCUUUAUUUGGUAGUGGCGCCUAUAUAAACCCCUGUCCGCUCCACAUUCUCCACAGAAUCUGCAUUGCUUGCACUCUAUUCUACUGAUCCUCAUAUUUGGCCACUGAGAUGAACCAGGAAAUGCUGAAUCUCGCAGACAAUCAGCAAAUGCUCAUUGCUGGUGCUGCGCUGCUACUCGCUACCAUCACCUUCAUCAAGCUCCUCGUGUGGUCUGGUUCUAGAGGCAAGCAUCUGCCACCAACUAUCCUGGCGUUGCCGGUGGUUGGUGGGCUGAUCCGGUUCAUGCGUGGCCCCAUCUCCAUGAUCUGGGAGGAGUAUGCGCGUCUUGGCAGCGUGUUCACCCUCUGCAUACUCAACCACAAGAUCACCUUCUUGAUUGGACCUGAGGUGUCCCAACACUUCUUCAAUGGUCAUGAGUCUGAGUUGAGCCAGCAGGAGGUGUACAAGUUCACUGUGGCAGCGUUUGGCCCAGGAGUUUCGUUUGAUGUGAAGUAUUCCGUGAGGCUGGAGCAGAUCCGGAUCUUCACUGAGGCAGUCCGUGGUAACCAUCUCCGCAACUAUGUCGGUCAGAUGGUUUCUGAAGCUGACGAGUACUUCACAAAGUGGGGAGACAGUGGCACUGUUGAUUUGAAGUAUGAGCUGGAGCAGAUCAUCCUACUGAUUACUAGCCGCUGCUUGCUUGGAAGGGAGGUGCGAGAGAAUCUCUUUAAUGAUGUUGCCACCCUCUUCCGUGAUCUUUGCAAUGGGAUGCAGCCAGUGAGUGUUAUAUUCCCCUACCUCCCAAUCCCUGCACAUCGGCGCCGUGACCGGGCACGGGCACGGUUGGGAGAAAUGUUCUCCACCAUCAUCAAGUCCCGCAAGGCCUCUGGGCAGUCUGAGGAGGACAUGCUGCAGCGCUUAAUUGAUUACAAGUACAAGAAUGGGCGCCCCACCACAGAGGGUGAGAUAACUGGGCUACUUAUAGCAGUACUCUUUGGCGGACAGCAGACUAGCUCUAUCACCUCGACCUGGACAGGGGCCUACCUCCUUCAGUUCAAGCAGUACUUUGCAGCUGCUGUGGAGGAGCAGAAGGAGGUCAUGAAGCGGCACGGGAACAAGAUUGAUUAUGACAUCUUGGCAGAGAUGGACGUCCUCCACCGUUGCGUCAAGGAGGCUCUCAGGCUUCAACCGCCCCUACCCCUAUUGUUCCGCUACUCGCACUCCGACUUCACCGUGACAACCAAGGAAGGCAAAGAGCUUGUCGUCCCCAAGGGCCACAUGGUCGCGACGUCCCCGUCUGUCGCCAACAGGCUCCCCCACAUCUACAAGAACCCUGACACGUAUGACCCCAACCGGUUCGCGCCUGGAAGGAAUGAGGACAAGGCGGCAGGCGCCCUGUCGUACAUCCCCUUCGGAGGCGGCAAGCACUGGUGCAUCGGCCAGCUCUUCGCCUACCUGGAGAUUGAGACGGUGUGGGCGCACCUGCUGAGGAACUUCGAGCUGGAGCUGGUCUCCCCGUUCCCGGAGAGCGAAUGGAACUCGAUGGUCGUCGGCGUCAAGGGCGAGUUGCUGGUGAAGUACAAGCGGCGCAGGCUCGUGGUUGGAAACUAAGACCAGCCUGGUUCUCGUGCCCCAGCUCUGUCUAGGUGUUUCAGUUGUUCCCCUGUGUUACUAAGAUAGUGUUUGGUUGGUGCUAAGGUAAUGUAAACGCAAAGGGAAUCAGAUUACAGUGUAGUUGGUGGUGGAA